UCAAGAGUGGUUACUCAUCAUAGUGAUUUUAUAAAUACUAACAAACUGGCAGUGCUACUCUUUCAUAUAGAAUAGUCGGUCCUCCUAUGGCAUCCCAACAACUUGAGUCCAAAUGGGAAGGCAAAUCCAUUGCCAAUCUAAAACUUGGAAAAGCUGAACAAGUAUGGCCUAUCCUUGAAGAUUUCUUCAACAUCCACGAAUGGCUACCUACCAUUGACACUUGUUACCAACUUAAUAAUAAUACUGAUGGACUUAUCCGCUAUUGUGCUAGCACGGCGCCCCCAUCAUCAUCAGACGAUGGAGAAGCGAUCAUCAAGUGGUGUCACGAGAGGUUGUUGACCAUGGACAAGAUGGAACGUUAUCUAAGCUAUGAAGCGUUAGAAAAUAAUAUAGGAAUCAGGUCAUAUGUAGCUACGUUUAAAGUAUUGUCAUCAGACAACGAUGGUGGUGAUGAUGAGGAGGAGGAGGAGGGCGGGUGCCAGAUUGAAUGGUCGUUCGUUGCUGAUCCAAUCGAUGGGUUGACUUUGGAAUGUUUUUCUGGUUACAUUGACUCUACCCUACAAAGCAUGGCUGAAAAAAUUGAGAAAGCUUUGGAAUGUGAUUUUGCGAGAUCUAAUUAACAAGCAAGCAUGUUAAAUAUGAUAGAGUCUGAUUCUGUAAUAAUGUUUCACUUGGACAGGUAACUAGCGUUUCAUUUUGAGAAAUGGAUAGUUCCCUAGUUUGCUUAUUGUUACUUCCACUGUUUCAUUUCAAUUUGUUUAUGUGACAUAUUUUUAUUUUUAGUUAGUUCUAAAAAAAUCACACUUUUCUAUUUUAAAAUCAUCUAAUUUUCAAUUUUUGAUUAUAUAUCACUUGUUUUAAACGAAAGUUUUAUGUCCAAUCACAAAUAUCAACGAAAAUGUUGAUGAGACGUGAAUUUGGGACUAGACUUACACGACAUCAA
Molecule: messenger RNA, 943 nt
Organism: Solanum dulcamara
Lineage: Eukaryota; Viridiplantae; Streptophyta; Magnoliopsida; Solanales; Solanaceae
Product: lachrymatory-factor synthase-like
Exons: 1
Coding region: 87-620 (177 amino acids)
Source: RefSeq, a predicted model, not a curated record